CUCUGAGCUAUAUGCCAAAUUCUAAUUAAUUUAGCUUCAGAUUCAAUAAUAAUUCAGUCAUAUGAUGAAGAUUUUAAAACAAUAUCAUGAGCUAUUUGGAAGAUACAGUGAAUGUGUGGAAAGCCAUUCUGGAAAGAGUUUGUAGCAACACGGCUUGAGGACUGAUGGUGGUGCAAAGGGCUGCUAGUAAUUAUCUAAUGCCUUUAAUGUGUGGUUGUUUGCAAGACAAUAUGAAACAAAAGGUAGAAAAACGAUUCAGGAGCCUGGGAGAUGUUCAAACGCCAUAAACCUUCACUUACACGAUGAAUAAAUUAUGGGAUCCAAUGUGCAACAUGAUGACUACAGUUAAUAGCAAUUUAUUUUAUGCUUCAAAUUUGCUAAGGGACACAAAAAAUUCAGUGAUGAGUUAAUUAAUUAGACUAUGAUAUUCAUUUCACAAUGUACACCUAGGUAAAUCAUCGCAUUGUGAAAUGAUUGUGGUAACUAUUUCACAAUGCAUAUGUAUGUCAAGCCAUCACAUUGUACAUUACAUCGUGCACAUAUAUCAAGUACAUGCAACUUUUGUCAAUUAUACCUCAAUAAAGCCAGAAAAAGGAAAGUCCGUAUCAAAAAUCUCAACAGCACCAUCUAGUGCCUCACAGAAUAAUAUUGCCCAAUUUGGAGAAAAUUAACAAAAGGCUAACAAAAAAGACUGGAUUAACUUCAGGCAGUUUUCCAUCCCUCCACAACUGCAUCUGAAUUCAGAGACAAUCAGAGAGGCAGGUGACUAGAAAAAAAAAAAAUGUAAAGGUUAAGAAUGGUGAUCUCAUUUUUCUCUCUGGUCUCAGAAUUAUUCCUUUUCAUGUUUUGUAGAUUAUACCAACAGUUCUUGGGACAUCUGGGACAACUGAAUGCAUAGAUGACACAUCCUCAACAACAAAUAUAACUUUUAGGAGCUGUAAACCUGAGAGGCUCCAGGUGAAAAUUCCUAGAAAAACAUGGAUCAAGCUGGAAAUCUGACAGUGUCUUCCGCCAGUAAUAAUACAUGCCUUGGCGCUAUUGAAGACUUCCGUAAUCAAGUGUAUUCCACCUUAUACUCUAUGAUCUCCGUUGUGGGCUUCUUUGGAAAUGGUUUCGUGCUCUAUGUCCUCAUAAAAACAUAUCAUGAGAAAUCAGCCUUCCAAGUUUAUAUGAUUAACUUAGCAAUAGCAGAUCUUCUGUGUGUGUGCACACUGCCUCUGCGGGUAGUCUACUAUGUUCACAGGGGAAUUUGGUUCUUUGGAGACUUUUUGUGCCGCCUCAGCACCUAUGCCCUGUAUGUCAAUCUCUAUUGUAGCAUCUUCUUUAUGACAGCCAUGAGUUUUUUCCGGUGCGUUGCAAUUGUUUUCCCUGUCCAGAAUAUUAAUUUGGUCACACACAAAAAAGCCAGGUGUGUGUGUGUUGGAAUUUGGAUUUUUGUGAUAUUGGCCAGUUCUCCAUUUCUAAUGAACAAAUCUUACAAGGAUGAGAAAAACAAUACCAAGUGCUUUGAGCCGCCACAGAACAGUCAAGCUAAAAAUCAUGUUAUGAUCUUACAUUACGUGUCAUUAUUUAUCGGCUUCAUCAUUCCUUUUGUUAUUAUAAUUGUCUGUUACACAAUGAUCAUUUUGACCUUGCUAAAAAAGUCAAUGAAGAAAAAUCUGUCAAGCCGUAAAAAGGCUAUAGGAAUGAUCAUAAUUGUUACAGCUGCCUUUUUAAUCAGCUUCAUGCCGUAUCAUAUUCAACGCACGAUCCACCUUCAUUUUUUGCACAAUGCAACAAAACCCUGUGAUUCUGUUCUUAGAAUGCAGAAGUCAGUGGUCAUAACCUUGUCUCUGGCAGCAUCAAAUUGUUGCUUUGACCCCCUCCUAUAUUUCUUUUCAGGGGGGAACUUUAGGAGAAGACUCUCUACAUUUAGAAAGCAUUCUUCGUCCAGCAUGAAUUAUGUACCCAAGAAGAAGACCUCCUUGCCAGAAAAAGGAGAAGAAACAUUUAAAGAAUGAACUCAUCCCCAGUGCAACAUAGCAAAGAGCUUCACAAGUUUUUACUUCUCAAAUCACUUGCAAUCAUAAUAAAAUUUUCAUUAAUAAUUUACAAACGCUUAAUGUUUGCCUAUAAAUC
Ochotona curzoniae (black-lipped pika) is the source of this 2118-nucleotide messenger RNA. It is a transcript of the gene CYSLTR1, whose product is annotated as cysteinyl leukotriene receptor 1. Gene Ontology annotation, biological process: G protein-coupled receptor signaling pathway. The record is from RefSeq and is a predicted model, not a curated record. The transcript is spliced from 2 exons. Gene Ontology annotation, molecular function: leukotriene receptor activity. Lineage: Eukaryota; Metazoa; Chordata; Mammalia; Lagomorpha; Ochotonidae. Bases 978 to 2000 code for a protein of 340 amino acids. Gene Ontology annotation, cellular component: plasma membrane.